GCGCGUUUUUCGAUAAGUCGCCCGGUUGACUGAGUCCACGCCAUGUGAUGCAAGCCUCGAUUUGUUUUGAUCUCUUUCCGCGGAAAUCCAGUGAAAACAUACAGGAAAAAGGAAAGCAUGUCCAAACCAAUAACAUUUGUCACUGGCAACGCCAAGAAACUCGAAGAAGUCGUUGCAAUUUUGGGCCCAUCGUUUUCUCGUCAGCUCAUUGCCAAGAAGAUUGAUCUGCCUGAACUACAAGGUGAGAUUGAGGAGAUUGCUCAGAAGAAAUGUGAAGAAGCCAGUCGACAAGUGAAGGGCCCAGUCCUAGUGGAAGACACUGCUCUGUGCUUCAAUGCCAUGAAAGGACUGCCCGGGCCCUAUUGCAAGUGGUUCCUGGAGAAACUGGGUCCCGAGGGACUCUGGCAAAUGCUUGAGGGAUUCAAGGAUUACUCAGCAGAAGCCGUGUGCACAUUUGCCUUCACUGAGGGUGAAAAUGAGAAGGUUCAUCUCUUCUAUGGCAGAACACCGGGCACAAUUGUUAGUCCUCGAGGACCUCGAGACUUUGGAUGGGAUCCGUGUUUCCAGCCAACGGGAUACACUGAGACCUACGCUGAAAUGGACAAGAAGGUGAAAAACAGCAUCUCCCACCGAUAUCGCGCCGUGGAUAAUUUUAGGGACUUCAUCUUGGCACAAAAGUGAUUCCAUUAAAAAUCGUAUUUGAAUUCCA
Messenger RNA from Phlebotomus argentipes, 709 nucleotides. Its product is annotated as inosine triphosphate pyrophosphatase. Gene Ontology annotation, molecular function: nucleoside triphosphate diphosphatase activity. NCBI's taxonomy places the organism in Eukaryota, Metazoa, Arthropoda, Insecta, Diptera, Psychodidae. Gene Ontology annotation, cellular component: cytoplasm. Bases 118 to 681 code for a protein of 187 amino acids. Gene Ontology annotation, biological process: nucleoside triphosphate catabolic process. The record is from RefSeq and is a predicted model, not a curated record. The transcript has 2 exons.